UCAGUAGCUAAAGGAAAAAAAACAGCCGCUUCCGUGUUGUUCUUGUGUUAUUCUGGCAAAUAAACUCUCGUUAGCGGCGUCGAGGCUCGUCUGACAUCCCCGCCGGAGUGUGACUAUCAUGGUUUUGUGAAGCUGACGGACAAUUUCAGCUUUUUUUCGGCCGAGAUGUCGCUGCUGCAGAGCUCAAAGAAAAAAGACAAGCGUAUUUUGUCGGGUACCUGCCCAGACCCGAAAUGUCAGGCGAGGCUUUUCUUCCCCGCUCACGGCUCCAUUAGCAUCGAGUGCACGGAGUGUGGUCAGCGGCACGAGCAGAAGAACCUGCUGAAUGUCGAGGAGGUGACCGAUCCAGAUGUGGUGCUUCACAAUCUGCUCAGGAACGCCCUGCUCGGCGUCACCGGGGCCCCCAAGAAAGGGACAGAGCUGGUGAAGGUAAUGGGGCUUUCUAACUACCACUGCAAGCUUCUGUCCCCGGUGCUCACCAGGUACGGCAUGGACAAACAAACCGGCAAAGCCAAGCUGCUCAGAGAAAUGAACCAGGGUGAGAUGUUUGACUGCUCACUGCUGGGGGACAGAGCCUUUCUGAUAGAGCCGGACCAUGUGUCCACCAUGGGCUACGGCAAGGACCGGUCAGGGAGCCUCAUUUACCUGCAUGACACUCUGGAGGAGGUCAAGAAGGCCAAUGGCAACAGAGAGUGUCUCAUUCCAGUCCACGUAGAUGGAGACGGGCACUGCUUGGUCCACGCCGUGUCCCGAGCCCUGGUGGGCAGAGAACUGUUCUGGCACGCCCUGAGAGAGAACCUGAAACAGAACUUCAAGCAGAACCUGGACCGCUACAAGGCCCUCUUUCAGGACUUUAUUGAUUCUGCAGAGUGGGAGGAUAUCAUCAAUGAGUGCGACCCCCUGUUCAUCCCACCUGAAGGCGUGCCGCUUGGACUGCGCAACAUCCACAUAUUUGGUUUAGCCAACGUCCUCCACAGACCCAUAAUCCUGCUGGACUCCCUGAGUGGGAUGAGGAGUUCCGGAGACUAUUCGGCCACCUUCCUGCCCGGGCUGGUGGCUGAGGAGCAGUGCAGGGGGAAAGAUGGGAAGCUAAACAAACCCAUCUGCAUCGCCUGGAGCAGCUCCGGCAGGAACCACUACAUCCCCUUGGUAGGAAUCAAGAAUACGGUGCUGCCCAACCUGCCUGCUCGAUUGCUGCCAAAGGCAUGGGGCGUCCCUCAGGAGCUCAUCAGGAAGUACAUCAAGCUAGAGUCAGAUGGGAGUUGCGUGAUUGGUGGCGACCGUAGCUUGCAGGAUAAGUAUCUGAUGAGGCUGGUCAACGCCAUGGAAGAGGUUUUCAUGGAGAAACACAGCAUCCACCCGUCACUGGUGGCAGACGUACAUCAGUACGUCUACAGACGGACCGGUGUGAUCGGCAUCCAGCCCGAGGAGGUGACAGAGGCAGCCAAGAAGUCAGUGAUGGAGAACCGGCUGCACCGCUGCCUGAUCUGUGGUGCUCUCUCUGAGCUCCACGUCCCUCCAGAGUGGCUGGUUCCUGGUGGAAAGCUCUACAACUUAGCCAAAUCCACACACGGCCAACUGCGGCCAGACAAGAACUACAGCUUCCCCCUCAACAAUGUGGUCUGCUCGUAUGACACCCAGAGAGACGUCCUGGUCCCAGAUUACAAACUGAGUUCCCUCAACACCUGCAACUGGUGUCACGGCACGUCAGUCCGCCACAUACGAGGGAACGGGUCGGUGGUUUACCUGGAUGGGGACAGAACAAACACCCGCUCUCAGGGCGGGAAGUGUGGGUGUGGCUUCAAGCAUUAUUGGGAAGGGAAGGAGUAUGACAACCUGCCCGAGGCCUUCCCCAUCACGCUGGAGUGGGGGGGCCGGGUGGUGCGUGAGACAGUGUACUGGUUCCAGUAUGAGACUGAGCCGGCACUGAACAGCAAUGUGUACGAUGUGGCUAUGAAGCUGGUCACCAAGCACUUCCCAGGGGAGUUUGGCAGUGAGAUUCUGGUGCAGAAAGUGGUGAACACCAUCUUGCAUCACACCGCUAAGAAGAACCCGGAUGAAUACAAUCCAGUGUCCAUUGACGGGGCUCACGUGCAGCGUCUCACCGACACCACAGAGACUCCGCAGGUGGCAGAUCCCCAGCCUCCUACUAAGAUCAUCCUGACAGGUCAGAAAGCAAAGACGCUUCACAAAGAGGAGCUGACGAUGAGCCGGGCGGAGCGCAGCAUCCAGCAGAGCAUCAGCGAGCAGGCCUUCGUCACUCAGAAGCGACGGACUGACAAACUGAAACAGGAGCAGAAGGGCCACGGCCGGACAUCUUCCCCCGGUGGGUCUCCAGAAACCUCCUCCUCCUCAGCUCCAGCCACGCCCACCAAAUCGUCCUCCCCGUCUUCAUCGAGUAAGGAGAAGAAGAUCCGUGUGACCACCAGUGACGGCAGGCAGGCCAUGCUGACCCUGCAGGCCCACACCACCUUCUCAGAGCUGCAGAGGAGCAUCACAAACCAGUUUGGUGUGCUGCCGGCGCAGCAGUGCAUCCGAUAUGGCUUCCCACCCAAAGAACUGAUCCCCCCGAAGGACGGCGAGGAGAACGAGCCGGUGGCGUUGCAGCAUGGCGACAGGGUGACGGUGGAGAUACUGAGGGGCCCUGAGGACAAGAACCCAGCGGCCUCCAUACCCCGAGCAUCCAGCUCACACUCCGGCCUGCACUCGGUGAAGAGCGAAGACGCCGUGACGUCCAGCAGGAUGAGCAGCCGGGAACUCCAGGACAGCAUCGACCUUGAGAUGUCCUCCCUCUGUCUCCUAGCAACUUUGAUGGGUGAAGACGUUUGGUCGUACGCAAAGAAGCUGCCGCACUUAUUCCAGCAGGGUGGUGUCUUCUACAACAUCGUCAAGAAAGACAUGGGCCUGAUGGAUGGGAAGCACUGCACGCUGCCUCACCUGGCGGGGAAAACUUUCGUUUACAACGCAGCAGAGGAGCGUCUGGAGCUCUGUGUGGACGCUGCUGGUCACUUCCCGGUCGGCCCAGACGUGGAAGAGCUGGUGAAGGAGGCGCUGGUGCAGCUCCGCUCGGAGGCGGCUUCCAGGGGCAGCAGAGAGGGGAGUCCCUCUCACGGCGUCCUGCGGUUGGGUAGCGGUGGCGUCGUCCGCAAGAAGGAGCAGCUACAGAGCGUCACCGCCUUCCAGGGUAAAGGCCACUCUCUGGGCAGCGCCGGAGGCUCCUCCCCUCCCGAGCACCGGCCUAUCACACGCCAGCACAGCAGCGGCGUGGACCUGAGCGCCAGCGUUUCCCGAGGACCCCCUGAUCUGUCGGACAUCCCAGAGGAUGCCACCAGGGAGCUGGUCCGCAUGGCUCCGGGUUUCGUCACCAUGAAGGACGGUCGCGGCCUGGACCCCAGCCUGAUGGAGCAGCAGCGGAGGAAGCUGCAGGAGAUGGUUUCGUCCAUCCAGGCCUCCAUGGAGCGCCACCUGAGAGAGCAACAGAACACCGCCGCCGCAGGGGGCGGGGCCAGCCACGACCGGACAGGUGGGACUAAGAAGGCCACGAUCCAGCCAGCGUCUACAGCCGAACCUGUAGCUGCAGCGGGUGUGACGGCGGCCGGCAAACCAGACGAGAAGGCGGAGGAGCCGGAGGAGAUGGAUAGCCAGGAUGCCGGGCAGAGCAACGCCACCGAACCCAUGGAUCACUCCUGAUCAGUCCUGAGCCCCAGCACCGCCCCGCCCUCUCCCCGCCUGGCCGCCAUCUGUGGGUCAUAUCGCCUCAGGUCGGAUCUCAAAGCUUUGGUCUUCAUCGUGUUGCGUUGUCUUUACUGCAUGACUAAAGAGCAGGUCGACCGUCCUCUCCGCUGCAGACUCCAGGUGGGACAAUAAUCAGUAAGGCGAUAUACUGCAACACACCGUCUGCAAUAAAUCAUCAAUAGUCACAGAUCAAUACUGAAGCUGUGGCUGUGUGUGUGUGUUUACACUGUACGCACUUUGCUACACACCCUCACCUCAGCUGUGGAUGCAACUCUGUUAAUAAUCAAAACAGUAAAUGAUUGGUUCUGGCUUUUAAAGCAAAUUAUUUUGCCUCAUUAGAAUAAGUUUUUCUCUUGGGUUGGUGAUGUUUUGUAAACGACUGUCUUGCAGUAUAUCGCGGUCGCCUGUUCGGUGACAGGAUUGCUUUAGCUCUGUGAUUCCCACCUGCAGAUGUGUAAUCCUCUCGCUAUAAACAAGCACCGACGUCCGGGGAGGACGAACCGGUCGGAUUCCCGUGUGAGACGCAUUCCUGUAGAUAGAAGAAUCCUCUGAGUCUUAAUCCGCCACCAGGUGAGAGCUGCUGGCUGCCGGCAGCGUAGCGUCCUGCAACCAUGCUUCCAUCAAAGUGCACACUCUGAAGAGUGCACUGGCCUCUGUACGCAUCAACGCCUUCAUCACCGAAAUCUGCUUUUCCACCGUCUGGUAGUCUGAGGAGCGCAGGGAGAACUCUGGAUCUGUGUUUGCUUGACUGUCUGACUCCUUCUUGGCCUGAGAUUUAAUAUUCUGCCCCUCUAACAGUCACCACUUCAAGUUUAAUGUUCCAGGUGAAAACAGUGUCAUUGAUGUGACGCUUCAGACCAACCUGCACCACUGAGAGGUAGCAAAUGAAAUCUGAGGAUUAAAAAUUAAAGAGUCUCCAUCUGCUUUUUUUCUCUUUUACAGCUGUGUUUUAGGGUUUAUGAAUUAGGUUUUUAAACAUUACAUUUUAAACUUCUGUAUAGAAGUUUUUUUUACUGCCUGACCCUCUCCACCCCAAAUCCCGCCAGCAGGGUCAAAAGGCACGUUAUCUUAAUAAACUGCAAAAAUUAUACUAUUUGUCAAAGCCAGAAAUUCGAAAGAAAUAAUCAUUAGGUUUUCAACCUUCCAACAGUGUUUGAUUAGAUAUUUGGUGAGGUACAGUUCCAUCAGCAAAGUUUAAAAUCAUAGAAUUUACACUGUAGUCACAUUUCAAAAUUUGCCAAAAAUAAAGCGUACCAGAUCCUGUGGAGGAAAAAAUACAUAAAUUCUGCGCUUGUCAUCACAGUUGAGAAGCCAAAACUGACUCAGUAACAUGAUAAAAUUUAAAGUCUUCGGCCGAACUGCAGGCUGUAUUUGCACAGAACACAGAGGACACAAGUGGAAGCAAAAUGAAACUAUAAGUACUUAAAAAUCUAUAGUUUGUAAAGCCACUAUUUUAGUAUCCAGUGUUGGUGAGGGUUAGGGUAAGGGCACUUAAAAAGUUCUACACAUUGGUUCUAGGUUAAAAAAAAACAUUCCUGAGUUGUCUUUGCUUCUCAUCAUAGUUGUGUUGUUUCCAAAGAGCUGCAGAACUUUAUAUUGCAGCGUAAAAGUAGCUCACAGUGAGGAACAUGAGAUGGUUGCAAAAACACCUAGAGCUGCUUUGGGUUGAGAGGGUUUAAGCACUUCUAAGAAGGCUUCACUCCUCAGGCUUCGUCCAGUGUUGGUAGUAGCUACGGAAACACAGUCAAAGCAUUUUAGGAGCUGAAGCUUUUGCCACCAAAGUGAUCUUUCAGUCAAAAAAACAAGACAAUGAUCUUAAGACGUACUGAGAAAAACAACCGUCGUGUCGCCUCUGAGCUUUUCAUACCAUUUGAAUGAGAAUGUACUGAGUCGUGAGGCUGUAAAUGCACCUUUACCACAGCAGCGUACACCUGCAGUAUGCUGACCAGGUGGAGCACACCAUCUAAACAGUCCUGAUGCCAAGCCAAGCAGCAACCUGCCGGGCUGAAAAAUGAAGUGCCAAAAAGUGCAGUUCCGUGAAUGUCCACCUGAGGCUCCAAAAGCGAGUCAAACGCCAUACACAUCCAUGAUAAAAUAUCCAACUUUACAGCAGAAAUAAAUGUGUUUACAGCCUGCUACAAAAACUCUUUUGGUCUCUGUAGCUAGUUUUCCCAUUUGUGGCACCUGUAGGGGGCUACAUUUUUAUAGAAUUUACCCGUUUAUGUUGCACUAUAGCUUGAAGUUAUGCAUAAUUAUGUUAAUCACGCUCCACCUCUCUUCUGCGGCACAGUUAAUGACACAAUUAAUAACACAACACGCCUUGAUCGCUCUGACAGAUCCGUGAUUCAGAAAAGAUAAACUUCUCCCUUGCUACUCAACAGAACUUCUUGCCAUCUCGUGUUCGGGCUGCAGGAAAAGAAGCGUGUCGGUGUUGCAGGUUGGUGCUGCAGGUGUUCAGGGCAGAGUCAGGAAACAGCUCCCCCGUGUGGACAAAGUGUUAACAGUGAAUUUCUGAGCAAGUCACAAGUCAGUACCAGUCAGGAGGUGCUUUGAAUCUAGACAAAACGUGUGUGUUAGUCAUCUAAAAAGGUUGGUUUCUCAAAGAAAAAAAUAUCAACGUGCAGAGAGUUUAAGUGAUCAACAACCCAUCAUUUGUUUGUGUUUUUUCCCCCCAUUGUUGUUGUAAUGCAGUUACAGGUGACCAAUAGAAACAACUGAAAAGCCCCAUUCAAAUGGGAUUUUUUGUCUUUAGAGAUUGGGAUGUUUUAAAAUAUAACAGAUGUUAGUAAUCUGUCACCUCCUCACUAAUAGUCGAUACAACUAAACUCACCUUGUUUAUCCAGUGACCUCACUGCUUCCACCUGAAUGUAAAUCACACCCUUUCUUUUUAAUGUUUUAUUCCUCCUGUUUUUUCCAUCGUCACCAUCAUCAUCCCAUCUGGAUGGGGCUUAAAGUGUGUAUGGAAAAAAAAAAAACCUGUUUAUGAGGUUUUCUUUUUGCUGCGUAAACGACACAAUGUCCUUUUGCUGUCAUCCUUUGGGCUCAACAGCUGCUUCAAAUCUCCCCACUUUAAAAUGCAGAACGUGGCCAAAGAUAAACCAGGUUAAAAAUUUCACUCCAAUUUAAAAGCACCAUGUUGAUCUGAUGCUUGGUUAAGAAAACUCCUCCACAGGCCUUUGUGCUUUGAUCCUAUGCAAAAAUUUUACUGAACUUCCAAAUCAGAAUAUAAAAAUACUACACAUGAGAAUCCUACCUUUGUGUUGAUUUAUAGAGUCUCUGCUUGACGUUUGCUUUUCUGCAGCUGUGGAAACAAAAUACAAGCAACAAGAUGUCUUUAGAAGCAUCUAAUCACAGUUUUUAGGGUUUUUAUGUCUAUUGUUGAUGUACACUGCCGUUAAAAAGUUCGGGGUCACCCAGAGAAUUCCAUGUUUUCCAUGAAAACUCCCACUUUUAUCCAUGUGCUAACAUAACUGCACAAGGGUUUUCUAAUCAUCAAUGAGCCUUUCAGCACCAUUAGCUAACACAAUGUAGCAUUAGAACACAGGAGUGAUGGUUGCUGGAAAUGUUCUUCUGUACCUCUAUGGAGAUAUUCCAUUAAAAAUCAGCUGUUUCCAGCUAGAAUAGUCAUUUACCACAUUAACAAUGUCUACACUGGAUUUAUCAUUCAUUUAAUGUGAUCUUCACUGGAAAAAAACUGCUUUUCUUUCAAAUAAGGACAUUUUUCAGUGACCCCAAGCUUUUCAACGGUAGUGUAUAUAUCCAUUCAGUAUGAAUCAUAAAAGCUGCUGUUUUUUAUCAGAGCAACAUGGGAGUAAAUGCAGAUAAGCAACAGAUCUUUAAAUGAAACCUAUGUGUGUUUUAAGAAACAUCCUCAGAGAUGUUUUAUCCUGCAGCUACAAACCACAUGGUGGGGCCAAAAGUAUGUGAAAAGUUUCGUCCUGGUACUGAGUCACAAAACCUAAAAAUCCUGCUUUUCAGAAAGCUGACCACAGGGUCGAACCAUCUCAUGGUGCUUCUGAGUUUAGCAGAAAUCUACUGGAUAAUAUUUGAAUGUUUCUCAAGUUGUCAUUAGAUGCUUGUAAUGAAAUCUGCAGUUGUUUCCAGCCUGCUCUGUGUUUUUUCUCAUCAUAUUGUUUUAGAAUAAAUGCUUCUUUCUUGCUGCUUUCUUCUGCUCAGUUAGUCAGAUUGAUGUCGCUCCCAGGUCUGUAUGGUAAAUAUGAGCAGCUGGUUAGCUUAGCUUAGCAUUCAGACUGGAAACUGGCUCAGUAGAUCUUACUAUCAGCAGCUGUAGGGCUCACUGAUGUACAUGUUGUAUCUAAGUUCUUUAAUCUGAAGUGUGAAACCACCACAUGGUUGAGCCAGACCUGGGAAUGCUUCAGUCUUUCUGUCUAAAUAAGAAAACGUGUUCCCCAAAGGGUCAAACCCUUGCUUUAAAAUGACAAAGAUGAAAGUCAGUUUACACUUUUUGUUGCCAACAAAUUGUUUCUUCACAUUUCCAUGUUGCUCUUGAAAUGACGACAAAUGAUCUUGUUGGACGAACUCAUCAUCAUUAGGCCUUAAAAAUUGUGACUUUUAUACAAACAAAUUGCUUUACAUUUAGAUUUUUACCUUGUUUUACCUUAAACUGCCUUUUAUUUUAACUGAAAUCUUCAUUUUGACCUUAAAAUCUCAAGAUGUUUUGUUUUCUGGUUUGGGCAAAAAUCUCACUUUCAAACUGUGAAUCCCAGUCGUAUCUUUCAGCUCUGAGGUUUAUUUUGCCGUUGAGGUGAACAAAUGUAAGACUUAGCACUUUGUUUGAGGAAAAAGAGGGAAUGUUAGCGUAGCAUUGUCAUAUUAACUGAACCUAAUCAUCAGUCAGUCAGUCUGAGAGGAAACUGGUUGGUUGGACGAAUCAGAAGGAAGAAAAGUUUGUUCAGAUCCGACGACACUGCUGUAACACACUUGAAGUUUUUUCUUUGUGACUGCUGUACUAAUGACAUGAAUUGUAAUCCAGUUGUAUUAUAGUAUAUAUUGUAGUAUAUUUGGACCUGUACAGAAACACAAUUGUUCAGUUUCUUCAGUUAAUUCUCUUUUGUUAACUUCUCUCUGGUUUGCUAAUAAAAUAUUGAUGAUACACGGCUUCAACAUCGCUGUUUGCAUGUGUGAUGAAUUUUCAACCCCAACAAUAAAAUCACUUCCUUCA
Messenger RNA from Amphiprion ocellaris (clown anemonefish), 8917 nucleotides. RefSeq names its product valosin containing protein (p97)/p47 complex interacting protein 1 (gene vcpip1). Gene Ontology annotation, biological process: protein ubiquitination; protein K11-linked deubiquitination; endoplasmic reticulum membrane fusion. NCBI's taxonomy places the organism in Eukaryota, Metazoa, Chordata, Actinopteri, Pomacentridae. Gene Ontology annotation, molecular function: cysteine-type deubiquitinase activity. The coding region runs from base 166 to 3690 and encodes 1174 amino acids. The transcript is spliced from 3 exons. The record is from RefSeq and is a predicted model, not a curated record.